AUGAUCGGAAACCCUAGUACGGGUCAGUUCGUAUCGCUACCAAGAAUCAAAACGAGGAAAAAAGACAUACGAUCUGUUUUUGGAUAUGAUCCAGUUAAUGAUGUCUACAAGCUACCAGAUGAUAAUACGCUUCAACAGUUUGGUAAUCUGGUGAAUCACAGUGGAAAGAUAACCAUAGCGAGUGGGAGAUCUAACGGACCAAUCGACCUAUGGGUUCUUGAAGAUGCCAAGAAAGGAGUAUGGUCAAAAGCUGCAGCCGUGGUUCCUUCUGUGGCAGAUAUAUGUGGGAGGGAUCAAAGGUUCAUGUUCAGGGGUUUACUUGCUACUGGCGAGAUCAUAUUCGCACCGCUUCCAUCCCCUAACCCCUUCUUUUUCCUUUGUUACGAUCCCAAGGCCCAAAACGCUAGAAAAGUUGUCAUUGAAGGAAUUGGAGAUGAUUCUGCUCAUAUCCAAGUCUUUUUCGACCAUGUUGAGAGUUAUAUGUCUAUGUGA
Messenger RNA from Thlaspi arvense, 492 nucleotides. The record is from the annotation of a GenBank genome assembly. Lineage: Eukaryota; Viridiplantae; Streptophyta; Magnoliopsida; Brassicales; Brassicaceae.